Chelonoidis abingdonii (Abingdon island giant tortoise) is the source of this 4909-nucleotide messenger RNA. NCBI's taxonomy places the organism in Eukaryota, Metazoa, Chordata, Testudines, Testudinidae. The record is from RefSeq and is a predicted model, not a curated record.
GGGCCUGCGCACGGUGCCUUGGGCUGCGCCCCGCCACCCCCAGGGUGUCGCGUCUGGCUCCCGCCGGCCAGCGCGCGGGAUGAGGAGCCCGUGCGAGGCGUUCCCCGGGGACUGAGCCUGCCUCCCUCCCUCCCGCCGCACCAUGAAACUCUACUGCAAGGUGGUGGCCAUCCUGCUGUGCCUGGGGACCCUGCUGCUGCUCUAUCUCUUCGUGGGCAACGCGGAUGAGCCGCCGCUGAAAGGGCCCGGAGACGCUCGCUGGCUGCCCGUUUCCUCCGGACCUGGGGGCCGCGCCCACCCGCUCUUUGCACAUUUCCAGCCCGUCCGGGCAGCGCCGGAGGAGGCGGAGGCGGCCGCGGCAGCCGCUCAGAUUUCCAAGCGAGAGCCACGUCUCGGCAAAAACCCCGGCAAGCGAAGUGCUGCGAGAGGGAAGUUUGCAAACGUUCGACCUGGGGAACAGAAACACUUGAAAGAACUUCCAUCUCUGCAAUGGAUGCACCUGGCAGUUGUGGCAUGUGGCAACCGGCUGGAAGAGACUCUUAUCAUGCUGAAAUCAGCAGUUCUGUUUAGCUACAGGAAGCUCAAGUUUCACGUCUUUGCUGAGGAUUCCCUGAAGCCUGAAUUUGAGAAAAAGUUAAGGGAAUGGCCUUCCUCUUACACCAAGAAGUUUGACUACAAUAUCUACCCAAUUGCUUUUUCAGUAGGAAAUGCUCAGGAAUGGAAAAAAUUAUUCAAACCUUGUGCUGCCCAGCGUCUGUUUCUUCCGGUGAUUUUAAAGGAUGUGGAUUCUCUUCUCUAUGUGGACACUGAUGUUCUCUUCCUGAGGCCCAUUGAUGACAUCUGGCGCUUUCUGAAAGAGUUCAACUCCACACAGCUGGCUGCUAUGGCCCCAGAGCACGAAAUACCAAAGAUUGGUUGGUACAGUCGAUUUGCUCGUCACCCUUACUAUGGAACAACUGGAGUCAAUUCCGGAGUCAUGCUGAUGAAUUUAACCCGGAUAAGAAACGCACAGUUCAAGAACAGCAUGAUACCAACAGGCUUGACGUGGGAGGAAAUGUUGUACCCAUUAUACCAAAAGUACAAAAAUUACAUUACAUGGGGAGACCAGGACUUGCUAAAUAUUAUUUUUUACUUUAACCCAGAGUGUCUCUAUGUGUUUCCCUGUCAGUGGAAUUACCGGCCCGAUCACUGUAUGUAUGGGAGUAACUGUAAAGGCGCAGAAGAGGAAGGCAUAUCUGUUCUCCAUGGUAACAGAGGCGUCUACCAUGAUGACAAGCAGCCUACUUUUAAGGCACUAUAUGAAGUGAUACGUGAUUUUCCCUUUGAAGACAAUCUCUUCCAGUCCUUGUACUACCCUCUUCAGUCUAAGUUUCUGGAUACUGUACACACUUUAUGUGGGCGAAUUCCACAAGUUUUUCUGAAGCAGAUUGAGAAAACGAUGAAGAAGGUUUAUGAAAAUCGUGUCAUUGUUCAUAUGGGAGCCAACUACAGAUACUAAACACAGCUAUACUUUAUAUGGAAUAAUUCUGUACCAUCGAGAACCUUUCUUCAGCACAGUGUUACUGGGAGACUGAGAUUGCUGCCUCUGACUGCCUUUUCCAAUAUGUCAAAAAUCCACUUGUUCUUGGACAUAAAAAAAAAAUCAACAUCUCUGCUUGGCACUUUGAUCCCUUGAAGUUCAGCAUCUGUGCCAGGAGUUUAACUAAUUGCCUCAAAGUGAAAUGGGAUGCAAGAUGGCUCUGAUGUUUUGUUUUUUAUAUUUCAAAAUAAUGUUCAUGUUGUAAGUAGUUAGUCUGAAGGUUACAGACAGUGUUACACAGCUCAUUAAAACUUGCAGUAGUUAAAAGAUGCUCAGCAGAAGCUGUAGGAAACCUGAAACUUUAAGAAUUCAUGGUGUAAUGACAUACCCAUAAAAGACACUUGGUAAGUGAAAAUCGUGAGGGAUGUAUACAACAGAGAGGUUAUAUUGUUCAGCAUGUGGAAAGCAACUGAAUAGACAGCCUUACCUUACCUUCACUUGGAACUGUCUUUUAUGUCUACUAUGCAAGGCGUCGAGGGGGAACUAUUCUGUAAUGGAAAAAAUUGCUAUAGACUGCAUUAUACAGUAAUAUGCAUGUAAUGCCAAUAUUUUACAGGCAUACAUACUUACCUUGCUUGGCUGGUGAGUGCUAGGGGCAUGUCACUUUAAUUAGAGUCUAGAAGUUCAAGACAGUCUGCAGUGUUGGCAUUGCUGCCCUCACCAUUCAUGAUUGAUACAGUUUCGCAAGGGAACACGUGCCAACCGAAAAUCCUCUUAAAUGGGUGGCCUAUGUGUAUCCCUCUUCUCCAGUAACAGCAGGCUAGCCCUCUCUCUCGGUCGAAUCAGAACAGUUGACACUAAUGUGCCCAAAUGCAAUACCUGGCUUGUGAGGGAGAGGAAGACAUGAGGUUUGCUGGCAGCUAAGGCUGCCAAACAGGCAGGUUGUACACAGUGGUAAGUGCCUGUGGAAACCUUUUACAAAUACAUGGGGUGUGAAAACAUAUGUGACACAUACGUAGGCAUAUUGCCUGAAUGGCAUGGCAUGACAGACAGCAGCACUAGGGAAGCAUCCGAGUAGAGUGAAGUGAAAGAGCCCAGAAUACCAGACUUGAAGUCCUGGCCCCACUAAAGUCAGUGACUUCACCCCCGGCCUGGACUAGUCUUCAGAAGACACAACAGACAAAAGAACAGUCCUUUUGACACAAGGCCUAAUGGACCCUCAAACCCUCCUCCCCCCCAAGUUGCACAUUUCUGGCUCUCAUCCUCACAUUAUCUUAUUCUCUUACUAUGUAAGAGAUCACAAAGUACCUAACUAGCAAUGGACAGAAGCACUAAUUCUGAACAGUCUUUCAGCUAUCCUUAAUGGGGAUCAGACAGGCAUUUAAACCUAUAUAGUGCAGGCUUGAAAUAUUUAGCAUUUUUCUUCAAGCCCCAACUCCUGGAGUCAGAUGAUUUCUUCAGAAUUUCAGUUUUUCAUUUAAAAAGAAAUGUAAGUUUUUGACUCUUGUGGUUAUGGAGAAGAGCUUCAAAAUGUGACCCGAGUGUACCUGAACUACUCAAAAUCUAAUAAAUAAAAAGAACCCAAAGUGUAUUAUUUUAAAAGCUUCACAAUAUUUAAAUACUCUUCUGCUGUCUGGGAGCUUGAUUCAUGAUUUUUAAACAUUUUGGGUUUGGCAAUAGCGCACACUUAAAAAAUAGUUUGAUUUCCUAAAUCAGGAAAAGCAGACUCUGUGGGUCCUAUUUGGUUAGAUUAGACAUCCUCUGAGCAUUUCUAAAUUGCUCAUCUCUGUGGUAUCUACACGCCACAGAAGUUAAUAGAGUAAAAGUCAUCUUGUCUAGAACUUGGAACUCUGCAUUUUACAAGAUGGCUUCUCAUAUACAGCAGUAGAGUUGCUAACUCGCAGACGCUUAGUAGGUUAUGAUUAUGUCCAUUAUAAUUCAGUAGAACUUAGAACCAUGGGAACAUAUUUGUGAAGAAGGAAUCAAAUAAGAUACUAUAGUUAAUGACAAAAUAAAGGCAUUAUUACUUAUAAAGUUAUUAGAGAUAAAAACAGUGUUUACAGGUGGUGCUAUAUUUUUAUAAAGAACAAUAUUAUGUUAACAGUUGUAUAAGGUAUAUGAAGUAUACAUUUUAACAUGAAAAUAGCUUUCAGUGUAAUGUGAAGGUGAUUUAUGCAGGAAAAUAACUUUUUUUUGGUAUUUUUCUGAAAAAAUUAAUUGAGCUGUAAUUUGAAAACUCCAAAGCCUUUUUUAAAAAGUUACAUAAUUUUGUUUUCUCAUUCUGACUAGAAUUAUUAAUUUAUAUUUUACUACUGCUUCCAAAAAAGUCUUCAUUUCAACAGCAGUUGGUUUUAAUAUUAAGCUUACGUUAAUUACACACCAUACUCAUUGCUAAUUACUUGUAAAUUAGCCUCAUUUAUUUUAAUAAUGGAACUAUGUAAAUACUUAUGUAGAAUUUAUAUAUUUUUGUCCUCCCCUUAUAUAAUAUUAUUGUAUUGGUAACUAAAAACCUCCAACAAAACAGAAUACCAUUUUUCAUGUACCAUACUAAGCAAUGAUACCAAAGCAUAUUAGCACUAAAAGAGGGAACACCAAAAUAGUUAUCUGUAGAUGAAUACAAAUUCAAUUCUUUGGCACAUUGAGAGAAUUGGUAACCCAGAUUUCACAAAGAAAAAAUCGUCUGCUGCAUUCAGAACAGUGUGGUAUGGUACAGCCUAAAGAACUGUGCCCUAGUUAUUUGAACACAGGCUGUGAUCCUGCAAAGACUUAUGCAUAUGCUUAAACUUUUCACACUGUGAGUAGCCCCAUCGCAGUCAGUCGAACUACUCUUAUUGUAUAAAAUGAAGUCUGUGCCGAAGUCUGUGCCUAAGUCUUGGCCUGAUAAGGGCUAUAAUGCAUUCCAGGUUUUCAAUUUGCUCUGCUGUACUUGAACUUGCUAAAGUUAUACAAAUAAGGGCCUGACACUGAGCGGUGCUGAGCACCUCCUUUCAGCCCUAAACCUUUUAAUGAAAUGUCAGAAUAAAAAUACACAUUAUACAGUGAGGAACUGCUAGUGAGGGAGGCAUUUGUUUGCAUCAUUUUAUAAUGUGAGGGCUUUUUUGGCUAUUUGGCCUGCGCCUGGCAAAGCCAGCUAGAUAGCUUUGCUAUAAUUUCUGUUCUUUAUAGGUGGAAACUGGAAACUAUUUUUUGGUGUGUGUAUGUGUGUGCACAUGUACAUAUGAGUGUGUGUAAAGAACUAUGGUCAAUUUCUGUAACAUUUAAAUGCUUGUAUAUUUUUAUCUGACAAGUGCACCAAUUGUUUAUAGCUCCCAAGGAGGCAUCGCAGUGCAUUUCUAUGUUUAAGAUUCUUUGGCUUGCAGUUUAAAUAAACAAACUUUUAAGCAAACUCCA